AUGGCACCACCUCCUGCAAAUUCAUCCCAGCCGCUGCAGGCACGAUUGUUGGCCCUCGCCCAGACCCUCCAGUUCGGUUGGUUCGUCGGCCAUGUCACUCUCCUCUUCGCUGCUCUACGCUACGGUUUGAGCUAUAUCACCUUCAACUACUACAGCCGCUGGGCACAGUUCAGCUACCGUACCGCCUUCGUGGCCGCAGCUGCUACCUAUGGCAUUGUCGUGUUCAAGGCGCUCCGUGCCAAGCAAAAGAGUGGACGUCCCAUUGGUUCUCCGGCUCAGAUCAUCACGGAUGAGAAUGUGCAAUACUUGAUCAUGGCCCUCGUAUGGCUCUUCACCAAACAGGUUGCCCUUGCUAUCCUGCCAUACGCAGUCUACAGCAUCUUCCACGUUCUGACCUACACCCGCGGCAUGCUGCUACCGACUCUCCAGCCUCCUCCACCAACCCCAGCAGGUCAGAAGCCACAAGCAUCAGCCCUCUCCGACACGAUCGGCCGCUUCGUCAAGGACUACUAUGACGCCUCCAUGUCUCUCGUGGCUGGUCUCGAAAUCGGCCUCUGGUUCCGCAUUCUCUUCUCCGCUAUCCUCUUCCAGAAGACCAGCUGGAUCGUCCUGAUUGUCUACACCGUCUUCCUCCGCGCCAGGAUCAGCCAGAGCACCUUCGUGCAGGGUAUGCUUCACCAUCUCGGUGCUCGCGGCGAUGCCGUCGCGCAGAGGCAAGAUGUGCCACCGGCUGUGCGCUCCGGCUGGGAGACCUUCAAGGGCGUCGCCAAGCAGGCACACGACCGGACUGACAUCAACAAGUAUGUUGGUGGCCAGCAGGCUGCUCCCAAGAAGGCGCAGUAG
This is a messenger RNA of Recurvomyces mirabilis, 843 nucleotides long. It is a transcript of the gene POM33, whose product is annotated as Transmembrane nucleoporin. Gene Ontology annotation, cellular component: endoplasmic reticulum; membrane. Bases 1 to 843 code for a protein of 280 amino acids. The transcript has 3 exons. The record is from RefSeq and is a predicted model, not a curated record. NCBI's taxonomy places the organism in Eukaryota, Fungi, Ascomycota, Dothideomycetes, Mycosphaerellales, Teratosphaeriaceae. Gene Ontology annotation, biological process: membrane organization; endoplasmic reticulum tubular network organization.